Molecule: messenger RNA, 1497 nt
Organism: Closterium sp. NIES-65
Lineage: Eukaryota; Viridiplantae; Streptophyta; Zygnematophyceae; Desmidiales; Closteriaceae
Source: the annotation of a GenBank genome assembly
AUGCACCGCCGUGUCCUUGUCUCUGGUCUUCCCAGGGUUCUCCCUCCCCUCCCACCCUCGCCUGCUCCUCCCUGUCUUCCCUGUGUCGAGGGGCGGCAGCGCGCCGCUCCUCACUCCUCCUCGUUCCCUCCCACAGAGGCUCCCCUGCAGACUCUCCACCUGGACGUGUGGGGCCGAGCCCGCGUCCGUGGACAGGGCCACGAGCGGUACUUCUUGCUGGUCGUUAACGACUACACGCGUUACACCACAGUCUUCCCCUUGCGCACCAAGGGUGAGGUUGGCGAUGCGUCGCGUUUCCGGGUCUGGGGUUCUCGUGCCUUUGUCCGCGAUACCACCGCCGAGAAGCUCUCCGCCCGCGUUGUUCCCUGUGUCUUCCUUGGCUUUGUCCCUGACACGCCUGGUUGGCAGUUUUACCACCCCACCUCGCGCCGUGUCUUCCCCUCUCAGAACGUCACGUUCGACGAGUCGGUUCUCUUUUACCGUCUCUUCCCCUACCGCACUGCACCUCUCCCCCCCUCCGCCGCUCUUCCUCGCUCCAGGUGCUCCCCAGGUCCUGCUGAGGGUGGUCCUGCUCGAGGUGCUGAGCGUGGGGGUGCUGAGCCUGGGGGUGCGGAGCCUGGAGGUGCGGAGCCUGGGGGUGCUGAGCCUGGGGGUACUGACAGCUGCGUGAGUGGUACGUUGGCCGUCAGGGUCGCACUACUAGAGCUAGGGGCCCUGCUGCGGGAGGCGCUGGAGCUGGUGACUCUGCUACUAGAGUUGUUUCUGCUGGAGGUUCUGGAGCUGCUGAGGGUGUUGGAGCUGCUGAGGGUGCUGGAGCUAGAGGUUCUGGAGCUGGUGGAGGUGCUGGCGCAGGUGGCGCUGGAACUGGAGUUUCUGGAGCUGAUGAGGGUGCUGGCGCAAGAGGUUCUGGAGCUGCUGCAGGUGCUGGCUCUGAGGGUUCUAAGUCUUCUGUUGCGCGGUCUCCUUGGAGUAGCCGCCUUCGUCUGCGUGUGCCUCUCACCUCACAGUAGCUGCACGACUGGUACGGUCGCCGUCAGGGUCGCGCUUCUAGAGCUCGGGGCUCUGCCGCUGAAGGUACUUCUGCUGACGUCACUGGAGCUGGGAGUGGUGCUGGUCCCGGAGGUGCUCGUACUGGAGGUACUGGAGCUUUUGGGGCUGGGGGUGCUGAGCCUGAGGGUGCUACUGCUGGAGACAUUGAGGCUGGAGACCCUGGGACUGGAGGUGCCGGUUCUGGGGGUGUUGCUACUGGUGGAGCUGGUCCUGGAGGAGCUGGAGCUGAGGGUUUUGGAGCUGCUGGAGGUGCUGGGGCUACAGGGGGUGUUGGAGCUGCUGGUGCUGGUAGCACUGCACAGCCGCGCCUGUUCUUUGCUCCACCGUCUCCGUCGUCUCAGCCACCGUCUCCCUUCGUCUACUGGUCUUCCGUUACAGCCUAACUCACCGCUGCCUGCUCCUUCUCCUUACACUGAGCAGACACGGGGUCUUACUGAGCGUCCCUGA